AUGGCAGAAUCAAGAUUCAGUGGAGCUUUGCAAAUUACAAAUUUAGACGAUUUUAUAACUCCGUCACAAGAGUGCAUCAAACCUGUAGAAUAUAAAAAAAAGUAUGACACAGGCGCUAAAAUAAAAAUUCAGUCCAAAGAAUUUAUGGAAAUAAAUAAAAGAGAACCAGAGCAGUUAGAAAAAGUUGAAAUAACUCUAGCAGAUUGCCUAGCUUGCAGCGGAUGUAUAACUUCCGCCGAAAGUGUUCUAGUAUCGCAACAAAACCAAGAACAGCUUUUGCGUAUUUUUGAAGAGAAGAAAACUCAACAGGUUGCUUCAGAUGAAAGUGGAAAUAUAAAACUUAUCGUAGUGAGUUUUUCGGUCCAACCGAUCCUGUCUCUUGCUGAAAGAUAUGACCUGGACCCUGAGGACACUGCUCUGAGACUGGCCGGGUACUUUAGAGAGCUUGGAGCAGACGUUGUUCUCGAUAUGACUGCGGCCGAUGAUCUAGCUUUGUUGGAAAGCGCUAAGGAAUUUAUAAAGCGGUACAAUUACCAGCAAGAAGGCCUGAAGAAACAAAUACCGAUGCUUGCAUCCUCGUGUCCAGGGUGGAUUUGUUACGCAGAGAAGACUCAUGGAAGUUUUAUUUUGCCUUACAUCAGUAAUACCAAGUCUCCACAGCAAAUAAUGGGGUCGCUGGUUAAGUAUCAUUUGUCAAAACUUAAACAGGUGCUUCCAGAGAAUAUUUAUCAUGUGACAUUGAUGCCGUGCUAUGAUAAAAAAUUGGAAGCUUUCAGGGAUGAUUUUUUGAAUUAGAACAAAUGUUGGAGCAACAAAAUAAAAAAUUAAGCGAUUUUGAACCAAGUGUCAUGGACUCACCUUUUGGUACCUUAGAAUUUUCUAAUAAGCCCAAAUACAUUUGGGGUCAUUCCGGUUCUGGAUCUGGCGGAUACGCUGAUUUUAUUUUUAAGUACGCUGCUAAAAAUUUGUUCCAAAUGACAGAUGUAAAGCUAGAGUUUAAAGAUUUAAGAAAUCCAGAUUUCAAGGAAGCUGUUUUAGAGCAAGACGGUAAAGUACUUUUGCGAUUCGCUAUCGCUAAUGGGUUCCGAAAUAUUCAGAAUCUUGUACAAAAGUUGAAGAGAGACAAGUGUGUGUAUCAUUACGUUGAAAUAAUGGCUUGUCCUGCAGGCUGCUUGAACGGUGGAGCGCAAAUCAGGCCUCGAAAUGGCCUACAGUCUCGACAAUUGGUCUCAGUUUUGGAGUCUUACUACCGAAAACUUGGUGAAAUGAACCCAGAGAAUAAUCCGGUAGUCAAAAAAUUGUACAAUUCGUGGCUGGAUGGCGAAGAUUCGGAUAAAAAUCUUGCAUUUGUUCAUACUCAGUAUCACGAAAUUGAAAAAACGAAUAUUGCUUUAACGAUUAAGUGGUAA
Molecule: messenger RNA, 1409 nt
Organism: Cotesia congregata
Lineage: Eukaryota; Metazoa; Arthropoda; Insecta; Hymenoptera; Braconidae
Source: the annotation of a GenBank genome assembly